CCCCUGGCCCUGCCCCUUCGACAACACCUCCCUGGGCCCGUCCCGCCCGACGGCCACGCCCACUUCCCUCAGGCCCCUCCCCCGGGGCGGCCCCUUCCCGGCGUCAGUCCCGACCUUCUGGGGUCCCCUGUGGUCUGGCAGCCCCUCCCCCAGCGGCGGCCCCCACUGUACUCGCCCCUCCCGGGAGAGCCCCGCCCGCGCUCCGUCAAGUCCCGCCCUAGGCCGCUCCCGGUGACAGCAGGUGCGCUCACCUCUGUCCGCCAGCGUUUCCCGCCCCACGGAGGUGAACUGGGCCGAGGCCCUGCCCGCGAGGAACUCGCAGUCUAGCGGCAGACCGUGCUCGGCAGAUGCGUCCGGCCCAGUGAAAGGGUGAGGCAAGAAGGCCCGAGUCCUGAGACCCCCGGAAACUGCGGAGGCCACCCAGGCCUGGCCUGGGCUCUGGGCCACCCUGGAGUCACCCCGGAGCCGCUGCUCCUUCUGCCUCCCCCAACCCACCCCUGAGGCUGUUGGCCAGGCCAGCCGUGUUGGAUGACUUCAAUUUCUUAAAGAAGCUGAGAGAAGAAAGGAAAGCAAAUUGCUUCAUCUCUAUUGAUGUGUCUUCAAGUUGCUUAAAUUAUUUCUUCAGCUCAAAUCUACUGUUGAACGCCUCUAGUGCUCAUCACCCUCACGGCCUUCAUGUUUAAGGCAGAACUUGUGUGUGGUGUAGACGCGGCUCUCUUCCACAGCGUCUUUGGGGUCACAGGACCAGGCGCUGUUUGAGUGGACUCAGCCUCUGUCUCUGCCCCCAAGCCUCCUGCGCUAGCCAUGCCUGUGCCCACGGAGGGCACCCCGCCACCCCUGAGCGGCACCCCUGUCCCAGUCCCAGCCUACUUCCGCCAUGCAGAACCUGGCUUCUCUCUCAAGAGGCCUGGAGGGCUCAGCCGGAGCCUCCCGCCCCGGCCUCCUGCCAAGGGCAGCAUCCCCAUCAGCCGCCUCUUCCCUCCUCGGACCCCAGGCUGGCACCAGUCCCAGCCCCGGAGGGUGUCGUUCCGGGGUGAGGCUUCAGAGACCCUGCAGAGCCCCGGGUAUGACCCAAGGAGGCCAGAGUCCUUCUUCCAGCAGAAUUUCCAGAGGCUCAGCCGCCUGGGCCAUGGCUCCUACGGAGAGGUCUUCAAGGUGCGCUCCAAGGAAGACGGCCGGCUCUAUGCUGUAAAGCGCUCCAUGUCACCAUUCCGGGGUCCCAAGGACCGUGCCCGAAAGUUGGCAGAGGUAGGCGGCCACGAGAAGGUGGGGCAGCACCCUCGAUGCGUGCGGCUGGAGCGCGCCUGGGAGGAGAGCGGCAUCCUGUACCUGCAGACGGAGCUGUGCGGGCCCAGCCUGCAGCAGCACUGUGAGGCCUGGGGCGCCAGCCUGCCCGAAGCCCAGGUCUGGGGCUACCUGCGGGACGCUCUGCUCGCCCUGGCCCACCUGCACGGCCAAGGCCUGGUCCACCUUGAUGUCAAGCCCGCCAACAUCUUCCUGGGGCCCCGGGGCCGCUGCAAGCUGGGUGACUUCGGGCUGCUGGUGGAGCUGGGUACAACGGGGGCCAGCGACGCCCAGGAGGGAGACCCUCGCUACAUGGCCCCUGAGCUGCUGCAGGGCUCCUAUGGGACAGCGUCGGACGUAUUCAGUCUGGGUCUCACCAUCCUGGAAGUGGCAUGCAACAUGGAGCUGCCCCAUGGUGGGGAAGGCUGGCAGCAGCUGCGCCAGGGCUACCUGCCCCCCGAGUUCACUGCCGGUCUGUCUGCUGAGCUGCGCUCUGUCCUCGUCAUGAUGUUGGAGCCAGACCCCAAGCUGCGGGCCACAGCCGAGGCCCUGCUGGCCCUGCCCGUGCUCAGGCAGCCGCGGCCCUGGAGCGUCCUGUGGUACAUGGCUGCUGAGGCCUUGAGUCGAGGCUGGGCCCUGUGGCAGGCCCUGCUCACCCUGCUGUGCUGGCUCUGGCAUGGGCUGGCUCACCCUGCCAGCUGGCUGCAGCCACCGGGCCCGCCAGCCACGCCGCCUGGCUCCCCGCCCGGCUCCCCGCCCUCCAGCCUCCUCCUGGACAGCAGCCUUUCCAGCAACUGGGACGACAGCAGCACAGGGCCCUCACUCUCCCCGGAGGCCAUCCUGGCACGGGCAGGGAGCACCUCCACGCCCCGGAGCAGGUACACACCCAGGGUUGCCCUGGACCUCAGUGACAUCGACUCAGAGCCUCCCCGGGGCUCCUUCCCCUCCUUUGAGCCUCGGAACCUCCUCAGCCUCUUUGAGGACUCCCUAGACCCAACCUGAGCCCAGGCUCGGCCUCUGCACUUUUAGCCUUUUAUCCUGUUUCCCUCCCAUCCCUCUGGAAGCUGGAUCCCUCUGGAAGCUCCAUGGCCCCUUUUGCCUGGUUGUGUCUAAUAAAAGAUAUCUGAAUUUGGGGAACA
Messenger RNA from Microcebus murinus (gray mouse lemur), 2423 nucleotides. Lineage: Eukaryota; Metazoa; Chordata; Mammalia; Primates; Cheirogaleidae. The record is from RefSeq and is a predicted model, not a curated record.